UUCCUCGUCUUCUCCCGCGCUUUGAAAGUCCUGAUUGGUUCUCGCGCUCUCGUUCGAUCUCCAUCGAUGGCGAACUCCGGCGUGGAGUUUCCCAAAGAUUUCGGGAAGUUGGAGUUCGGAUGCCUACAUUACAAACGGAGGUGCAAGAUCCGGGCGCCGUGCUGCGGCGAGGUAUUUACCUGCCGCCAUUGCCACAAUGAAGCUACCUCCUCUCAUGAUCGGCAUGAGAUCCAGAGGCAUGACGUUGAAAGAGUUAUUUGUGCGGUUUGCAAAACUGAGCAGCCUGCCGUGCAAGUGUGUUCAAGCUGUGGGGUUAACAUGGGAGAAUACUUCUGCUCAAUUUGCAAGUUUUAUGAUGAUGAUAUAACGAAAGGACAGUACCAUUGUGAUGAUUGUGGUAUUUGCAGGGUUGGUGGCAAAGACAAGUUCUUUCACUGUCGGACAUGUGGAUCGUGCUACUCAACCCAGUUGCUAGACAACCACUCAUGUGUGGAGAACUCAAUGAAGCAGCAGUGCCCUAUAUGUUGUGAGUAUCUGUUUGAUUCUUUGAAAGGGACUCACAUCAUGGUUUGUGGGCACACAAUACACGCUGACUGUUUCAAGGAGCUGUUGAACCAUAACAAAUACACAUGUCCAAUAUGUUCCAAGUCAGCGAUUGACAUGUCAGAAAAUUGGAGGCUAUUAGAUCUGGAGGUAGAAGCAACAGUUAUGCCUGAAGUUUUCCGGAACAAGGUUUGGAUCCUCUGCAAUGAUUGCAACAGCACAUCCGAAGUCGUCUUCCACAUCAUCGGCCAUAAAUGCAGCCGUUGUGGAUCGUACAACACUCGCAACACUGCCAAACCCUCACUGCCAUGAUAACUGCUCGAUCUUUUUUUCAAGGAAGAAAAAAAAAAGGUUUCAAUACGUUCUCGGCGUAGCUGAAGUCAAUCACAGUCUCUUAUUUCUGAAAGAAAGGGGAGAAUUCUUAACCUAUUCUCAAUUACUAGUGAAAUUUAUAUUCUUGCAUUCA
This is a messenger RNA of Dioscorea cayenensis subsp. rotundata (Guinea yam), 1009 nucleotides long. RefSeq names its product E3 ubiquitin-protein ligase MIEL1-like. Lineage: Eukaryota; Viridiplantae; Streptophyta; Magnoliopsida; Dioscoreales; Dioscoreaceae. The transcript is spliced from 12 exons. Gene Ontology annotation, molecular function: ubiquitin protein ligase activity; zinc ion binding. The record is from RefSeq and is a predicted model, not a curated record. Gene Ontology annotation, biological process: ubiquitin-dependent protein catabolic process; protein ubiquitination. Gene Ontology annotation, cellular component: nucleus. Bases 67 to 855 code for a protein of 262 amino acids.